AUGUCGGCGUCACGAUCCUUUGCGACUUGCUUGGCCAAGCUUCCAGCUACCGCGUCACGAACAGCACAGCCUAUGCGACUUGGCCAGAAUGUACUGUCGCAAGCUUCUCGAACCAGAUCUGCCAUGAUUACCGGAGCUGUCCGAUUCUCGCCCGUUUCCCAGAGAGCUUUCACCACGUCAACGCAAAGACGGCACGGACAUAUCGACCCUCCGAAGGCGGGUGAGGAACUUUAUGUUACAUUUAUUGAGAAGGAUGGUACGGAGAACAAGUUUGCCGUUUCCGAGGGCGAUAACCUCCUCGACAUCGCCCAAGCAAACGAUCUAGAGAUGGAGGGCGCCUGCGGAGGUUCCUGCGCCUGCUCGACAUGCCAUGUCAUUGUUACCGAGGAUGAAUACUUCGACAAGAUGCCCGAGCCUGAGGACGACGAGAACGACAUGCUGGAUCUGGCAUUCGGACUUACGGAGACAAGUCGAUUGGGUUGCCAGGUGAAGAUGACCAAGGAGAUGGACGGCCUAGUGGUGAAGCUGCCAUCCAUGACGAGGAACCUGCAAGCGAGCGAUUUCGGCAGCUAG
Fusarium sp. VM40 is the source of this 573-nucleotide messenger RNA. The record is from the annotation of a GenBank genome assembly. Lineage: Eukaryota; Fungi; Ascomycota; Sordariomycetes; Hypocreales; Nectriaceae.